AUUACUUUCAUAUUUCUGUCAAUUGAAGGGAAAAUAUAUUUCGUGACCAAUGAUGAGAAGGAAGAGCUGUGUUUGACGAGUGAAUGCGUUAGAGUCGCGGCAACUAUUCUCGAGCGCAUCGACACCAGUGUUGAUCCCUGUCAUGACUUCUAUAUGUUUUCGUGCGGAAACUUUAUCCGUAAUAAUCCGGUGCCGGACGACCACUACUUGAAGAAUCUGCUGCAAGAAAUCCAAGACGAGAGAGUGACGGAAAAGCUGUGA
Molecule: messenger RNA, 261 nt
Organism: Oppiella nova
Lineage: Eukaryota; Metazoa; Arthropoda; Arachnida; Sarcoptiformes; Oppiidae
Source: the annotation of a GenBank genome assembly